AUGCGUACGCCUAUUCCAUUGAAAGUGAAGCUCUCGCGCCGAUUCUAUGAACCUAUCCUCCUCGAGGUCGCAUUGAAGAAGAUUCGACCGCCAGCCCUCUCCACUUCUCAACGCCAGCCUAACACGAUGAAUGAUAAUGCCGAUAGCGCGGAGCAAACUUUCAAGUGCUUUGUCAACAGGCUUGCCCAAGUCUGUGACAAUGUUCGUGGGGAAAACGGAGCCACCGUGGCCAGCAUCGCUGUGUUGGAAGAACCUGAUGGUGUCCGAUAUAUCAUUGGAUUCAACAAUCGAAGAGCGUCACAGCUGCCUGAGGUUGAACUUUUUGUCAAGCAAUUGCUGGCCAUCGUGGCGAAACCAAAAGGGAGACCUGCAGAUGGCAGUUUGCCAGUACAAAGAGAGGCUCUGUGGCAUAUACUCAGAUUUAAUGGGAAUCGUGUCAGGUUUUACCUUACGGGUACCGCAGAUUGGUUGUCCAAGUGCAUUGAUGAUUACGAUAGACGAUAUGAGAAAACCUCUUUAGCAUCGGAGGCAUCGCAGUUCAGGGCACAACUCUCCCAACUGGAAGAUUUGAUCAAAUUCGAGAAGGACAAACAGCUUGAGGAACAAGAGUAUUUUACUGCUUGUGAGACGCUCUUCACAUUCAUUCACCAUGCUCAGCGUCGAAAAUUUGGAGACUCCAUUUCAGAGCAAGCAAGAGAUGGCCAGAUAAACAGCUCCAAACCAUGGAUGGAGCUUCGCCAUUUUGUUGGCCGCUUGCACUCAUACUACCUCGCCGUUGAGACAAUAAUUCGCGCGAACAAGUUCUGGGAUCGGCUGUUUCACGAUAUCAAAGUGACAGUCAUUCCAUCAGCUCGGGUCAUCCCACAUCCAUUGAGUGGAAGGAGACCAAAUGCCCACGAAAUAAUGGGAAGAAUGUCUUCUUCCAAAGAGAUUAUAGAGCGACACCGUUCUAUGGCUGUGGAGUUGCAAAAACACGGCCUAGACGAAAAAAUCUUGACCGAGUGCAAUGACCUUUCCCAGACGCACAUGGUCCAUGCUGAAGUCCUUGUUUUGGAUUAUUUGUUGAGCUACCUGCAUGGCUCUAGUGAUGCUGAUUUCUGGAAUGACUGGCGAUAUAUUGGGAGCAGCAAGCCAACAUGUCGACUCUGCCAUUACUACUUCAUUGAGCAUCCAGGUGGAGUGCAAGUUCGCGAGUCCCACAAGAAUCUCUACCCUCACUGGCGCGUCCCUGACGUUUUUGACGAAAAUGCAAUGAAAUCGACAACAUCCAUACUCAACGCAAUCAAUCAGAGAACUAGAGAAGACGCAAUACGAUCACUCGAAGAUCAAAUAUCUCAAGGUCGGGUGCAUGACUCAAACUCGUUUUCAAAAUCCAUCGCGACUGAAACUUCAAUCAGUGAGCUCGUUUCCGGAAUUACAAAUUUGGCAAUUCCCGACACCAUCGAAGAAGAGGAUGGGCGAAGCAUUGCAGGAGAACCAGAUGACAAAGAAGAAGAAGAAGAAGGCAUAAUUGUGUUUCGUGGACGUAAACCGUUCCCGUCCCAAAGAUAA
Molecule: messenger RNA, 1551 nt
Organism: Trichoderma virens Gv29-8
Lineage: Eukaryota; Fungi; Ascomycota; Sordariomycetes; Hypocreales; Hypocreaceae
Exons: 3
Coding region: 1-1551 (516 amino acids)
Source: RefSeq, a predicted model, not a curated record